Molecule: messenger RNA, 2820 nt
Organism: Triplophysa dalaica
Lineage: Eukaryota; Metazoa; Chordata; Actinopteri; Cypriniformes; Nemacheilidae
Gene: pkdcca
Product: protein kinase domain containing, cytoplasmic a
Biological process (GO): protein phosphorylation
Molecular function (GO): non-membrane spanning protein tyrosine kinase activity; ATP binding
Source: RefSeq, a predicted model, not a curated record
CGCAACGCACGAGGAGGCAAGUGUCACCAUGAUCAGCCUUAUAUGGGGUGGAUCUAAAACUGCGAUGCGGCUUUAAUCAUAACUGCAAGAUGAAGACGUGAACAUACGGCGUUGCACUUCAUCAUCACAGACUUCCUUCGUUAUUCCGAAAACUUUACGCUGCACGAUACCUCACCACCGCACGGCCAGACUGCCUGCUGCUCCCAGGCGGGUAGGCAGAGGCUGGAAGGGGAAGCACAUAUAUUUUCUACUAUUAAUAAUAAGCAACAAAAUGAAGCGGAGAAAAAUGGUGGUCGCGGCGGGCUUCUGUUUUUCAUUGUUCGUGGGCACGUUGAUGAAUUUAUUGUUUAUCCCGGGAUUCGAGCACCACGGCGAACGGGCGCAUCGCUACUACUACGAAAAGCAGCAGCCCGGAGGAGAAGCGUCUACCCGGCUUCAAGGCGAUGCCUCGACACCCGCUGAAUCAAAGCUCGAUACCACGGCCACCGCCGGACGACUUCCAGAUCUCCAGAUGCAGAUACGCGAGAGAUUGGACGAGGUGCUGCGCUAUCGCCGGAGACGCGCGCACUGGGUCGCCAACGGAGACGCCGCUCGACCGCUGGAGCGCAGGCGACUCAUGGACCUGGAGCAGGAUAACAACUGGGAAUCAUACAAAGAAAUUGGGAAAAGCGGUAAUGAUGAAAACGCGGUCCGUCGGUCUCAGUCUUCUCCAGGUGUAUCUACAGUAACAAAGGGGCACCGGGAGUCUCCGCAUGACCCGAUGCUCGGAUGCAGCAGUAUUGAUAAUGUGACUAAUGUUCAUUAUCUGGGAUCCGGAUACACAAAAGCGGUGUAUAAGGCGGCUUUGAACAGCAGCUUCUCAGUUGCGUUAAAAUCGGUGGAUUUCGGAGGUCACGACAUGGAGAAUUGUGUGAAGAAAUACGGAUCGUCAAAAGACUGUUACAAAUUAGCUUCCUUUAAAAUCGUUAAAGAAAUGACAUUGAUGGAGAGACUACAGCACCCAAAUAUUCUCAAGCUGUAUGGCCACUGCUACCAGGACAGCAAUGAUAUAAAGGACACGGUGACGGCCAUCACAGAGCUCGGCAGCCCUCUGGAGAUGAUUCAGUUACUGCAGACGCCCUGGGAGGAAAGAUUCAGAAUCUGUUUGAGUCUGAUGAGGCUGCUACAUUACCUAUCUCGCUCCCCACUCGGGUCCGUCACGCUGCUAGACUUCAGGCCUCGGCAGUUCGUGCUGGUGGAGGGAGUGUUAAAAGUGACCGACCUGGACGACGCCAGUGUUGAGGAGACGCCUUGUUCACCCACAUCUCCCUCCGACUGCCUCCUGGAGUUCCCUGCUCGCAACUUCACCCUUCCCUCACAAGGGCGCUGUCAGGAAAUUAAUGAGAAGAGAAACCUCUACAACGCUUACAGAUUUUUCUUCACAUACUUGUUACCUCACAGAGCACCCACAGCACUACGGCCCCUUCUGGACAAAAUUGUCAACUCAACAGGAGAACUGAUUUGGGGCAUAGAGGUGACUCUGGUUCAUCUUGAGAAAGUAUUGGAUAUGUAUAAGAAUGGACUUUACCUCAAAAAUGACACACAGAGACACAAAACAGAGUACAAACGCAUUUCAGAUGCUUCAAUAGCAGGGGAGAACUACCGCUGCUGGCCUUCCUAUCAGCAUGAUGGAUGCAUGCUGUCAGUCUUUAGCGUCGUUGAAGCUAUUGACGUGUGUGAGAGCCACGCCCAGUGCCGAGCCUUUAUCAUGACCAAUCAGCGCACUUGGACAGGACAUCAGCUUGUGCUCUUCAAAACCGGUGCGGCAGGCAUGACAGAAGCCUUAGGCAAACUCACUUACGUACGGCUUGGAACAUCUGGGACCUGAGACCUAAAGCUGGGUCAUACAUCACCUGAGGACGCUCCGAGGAGCCUCAAAGCAUCUCUCAGGAAGUUCAGUUUUCUCUCUGAAACAAACUCAGGCAGAGGUCAGAGCCGAGCAAAGUGCAAUUCUGCCUCUCUGAACCUGGGAUUGGACGUCCGGUCCCCUCCCUGAGACUGUGAAUGGGUUCUUAUGUCUGGCAAAGAUGCACAGAGUGGUAUUUUGUGCUUGUAGUGGCAAGACACAAGAUAAAGUUAGGGUUUAAAAGUGCACGUGUGUGUAUUUAAUGAGAUCUCCUGUCAAUAUCUCACUGUCACUUUUAUUCUCUCAAUCUUUCAUUCAUGUUUUCCUGAUGUUCCUGCCAACUCAAAAUCGUCCUUUAUUCUUCAGUCUUUUAUUCAGCACUUUUAUGUGAAACAGGGUGUAUUUGCAGAGCUUUUAAAAGCCUUUUAUUUUGAUUUUUUAUUAAUAUUCUUUUGUAAUUUAAAUGCUUGUGUACACAAGUUUUUUCAUCGACCUGCGCGUCCAAAAGUUUACUAGCUUAAACAAGUUAUUUAUUAGUAUAUUGAAUGUAAAUGCCUCUUUUUUCAAAUUACAAAUUUUUGUUUUUCAGUUUUUUUGAUUGUUGAGAUAUGCUAGAGAAAUCAAAGAAACACAAUUGUCAUCAACCAUGUUAUGUUUGAUUUGUAAUGCGUUUAAUGACAGAAUAUAAUGACAGGGUAAACUCAGUUGUAGAUGAUGGAAGACGUUGGUUAGUCGAUCAGUCCUCUUGUGCUGUCAUUGUGAAAGUUUCCCAGGGAAAUGUCUUUUUACUACAUGAAAGGUGAAGGAGUUUUCUGCUUUCAGAGAAAGCAAUAAGAUAAUAUGUAUGUUUUCUUAAGAGUCUUGUUGUAUAUAUGAAAUUGGUGCUAAUGAGAGUAAUAUUUUUAUAUAGAAACAUAAAAUCUUGUGAAUUAAAA